Messenger RNA from Vigna unguiculata (cowpea), 1449 nucleotides. RefSeq names its product mitochondrial arginine transporter BAC2-like. Lineage: Eukaryota; Viridiplantae; Streptophyta; Magnoliopsida; Fabales; Fabaceae. The record is from RefSeq and is a predicted model, not a curated record. Gene Ontology annotation, biological process: transmembrane transport. Gene Ontology annotation, molecular function: transmembrane transporter activity.
GAACAUGGCCACGAUUAAAUUUUUUCCACGUGUAAAAUACGUAUUGGUAACGUGCGUAGAUUGAUUGGUUGGACACUUUUCUUGCCCUACAAAAAUAGCAAACAAAGUUGUCACCGGUGGCAUUUGUUUUGGUCUCUGCUCAAAGGUGAGGUCCAAGUUCUCUGUUACUUUUCCAUCUCACAAGAAUAAGAAGGUGAAAAAGUUCCCAUCACAAACUUGAUUACAUAUUUCGGGUUUGCCAAACCAAAGAAAAAAUCGAGCUUUAGACAUACCUCAAACACAAAACCAGAAUAGUUUAGUAGUAUUAUUUAAUGUUGUUUCAUUCGGAAGUGGCUACGUGGUUUUGAGAACGUGAUUUGAGGAAUGAGAGGAGAAGAUCAUGGAAUUUUGGUCAGAAUUUCUUGCAAGCAGUUCGGGAAGAGAGUUUGUAGCAGGUGGCUUCGGAGGCAUCGCAGGUAUAUUUGCAGGUUAUCCACUUGACACUCUCCGAAUCAAAUUACAGAACACAAAAAAUGGCUCUGCUGUCACCAUCUUUAAGCACAUGGUGUUAAGGGAAGGAACAUGUUCUUUGUACCGUGGCAUGGCCGCACCAUUAGCCACCGUUACUUUUCAGAAUGCAAUGGUUUUCCAAACGUACGCGGUUCUGUCAAGGGCGUGUGACUUAUCUGUAUCUCCUAAAGACCCUGCAUCCUACAAGGGUGUUGCAUUAGGAGGAACUGGCACAGGAGCACUUCAAAGUCUGUUACUUUCCCCUGUGGAGCUGAUAAAAAUUCGACUUCAGAUGCAAAAAGAAAGCCAGAUGGCAGAAUCCAUAAAGGGUCCUAUAAGGCUGGCGAAACACAUUUGGAGAAAAGAAGGCCUUCGAGGCAUUUAUCGAGGACUUGGUGUGACUGUGUUAAGAGAUGGACCCUCUCAUGGUUUAUACUUCUGGACAUACGAAUACAUGAGGGAACGACUCCACCCUGGUUGCAGAAAAAGUGGUGAAGAAAGUUUGCAGACUAUGUUAGUAGCGGGAGGAUCUGCAGGCGUGACUAGUUGGAUCAGUUGCUACCCUUUGGAUGUUGUGAAGAGUAGAUUGCAGGCUCAAACACCCUCUUCUCUCAAGUACAAAGGCAUCGUAGAUUGUUUCAGAAAGAGUGUUAAAGAAGAAGGAUACAGUGUGCUGUGGCGGGGUUUAGGAACUACAGUUGCCAGAGCUUUCAUAGUAAAUGGAGCCAUAUUCUCUGCGUAUGAAGUUGCGCUCAGAUUACUGUUUCGCAACCCAAGUAUUCAUACCAAAGAAACUAUUUAGGAGAAACGCCAUUUUAGGUAAAAACCACCGACAUAACCCAUUGCAAGAUGUAAUUCACAGAUACUCUGUACGUAAUAAAAUAGAUUCCGCUAACUAAUGGAUAAUGGAAGGAAAAAAAAGUUCAUCUAAGCAUUUCAGAAUUCAUUAUUUUCUUUUUA